AUGCUUAAGAAAAUCUCCUCCGAUUCGUAUCGUCUUCUUGCUCCGGCACUAUCACCAUCUUCAUCAUCGUCACUAAACAGAGCAGAGAUCGAACGUGUCACAAGGAUCAUCAAUGAUCAUCCAUACCCAAAUCAUCCGAUUCAACCCAUUCUCACAAAACAAAUCCCUUUAUCUUCGUUAUCACCGGAAUUCGUAUCGGAAGUUCUCGGUCGUCUCUUCGCUGCUCAUUCCAAUGGCCUUAAAGCUCUCGAAUUCUUCAAGUACUCACUUAAAGCCCCUAAAUCUUCUCCUCCAACCUCUGAUUCAUUCGAGAAAACACUUCACAUUCUCACAAGGAUGAGGUAUUUCGAUCAAGCUUGGGCUUUAAUGGAGGAAAUCAGAAAACACUAUCCUGAUUUGUUGACCUUCAAGUCAAUGAGUAUACUUCUCUGUAAAAUCGCUAAAUUCGGUUCGUAUGAAGAAACUUUAGAAGCUUUUAAAAGAAUGGAGAAAGAGAUAUUCAGAAAGAAAUUUGGUGUUGAUGAGUUCAAUGUUCUUCUACGAGCAUUUUGCACAGAGCGAGAGAUGAAGGAGGCGAGAUCGAUUUUCGAGAAACUGCAUUCUAGGUUUAAGCCAGAUGUGAAGACGAUGAACAUUUUACUUCUAGGGUUUAAGGAAGUUGGUGAUGUUACAGCUACGGAGCUAUUCUACCAUGAAAUGGUGAAGCGAAGAUUCAAACCCAAUUCUGUAACUUACGGUAUUAGAAUCGAUGGGUUCUGCAAAAAACGAAACUUUGGGGAAGCUUUGAGGCUAUUUGAAGAAAUGGAUCGGUUAAAUCUUGAUACUACGUUACAGAUACUCACUACAUUGAUCCAUGGAUCUGGUGUAGUUCGGAACAAGAUCAAAGCACGCCAACUGUUCGAUGAAAUUCCUAAGAGAGGGUUAACACCUGAUUGCGGAGCUUAUAACGCUUUGAUGAGUACUCUAAUGAAGUGCCGAGACGUGAGUGGUGCAAUCCAGGUGAUGAAGGAGAUGGAAGAGAAAGGAAUUGAACCUGACAGUGUGACGUUCCAUUCGAUGUUUAUCGGAAUGAUGAAAUCGAAAGAGUUUGGAUUCGACGGGGUAUGUGAGUAUUACCAGAAAAUGAAGGAAAGAUCUCUGGUUCCGAAAACACCAACGGUAGUGAUGCUGAUGAAGCUUUUCUGUCUGAACGGUGAAGUCAAUUUAGGUCUAGACCUGUGGAAGUAUAUGCUGGAGAAAGGGUAUUGCCCUCAUGGCCACGCUUUGGACCUCCUUACCACUGCACUGUGUGCUCGAAGAAGAGCCAAUGAUGCAUUUGAGUGCUCGAGGCAGACAGUGGAGAGAGGAAGGUGCGUUAGCGAACCAGUCUUUCGAAUGUUAGAGACCUCCUUAUCUAGCAAAGACGAGUUGCGGAAACUAGAGGAACUCAAGAAGAAGAUACAGAAACUGCAUAGCUUUUUGCCACCUCCUGGAACACAGCUAAUUUAG
Messenger RNA from Arabis nemorensis, 1488 nucleotides. Lineage: Eukaryota; Viridiplantae; Streptophyta; Magnoliopsida; Brassicales; Brassicaceae. The record is from the annotation of a GenBank genome assembly.